GGGCAAAAAGGCUCACGUGUUCCAGGGGUCGAAAAAUUCCAGUGUAUAUACUACGCCCCUUCAUGGAGGGUUGGGGCGUGGGUUGGCCCUUAGGCCCCCUCACCCUCUACCCUACAUAUACUAUGUAAUACAAUGUAUAUGUAUGGCUUUCCAGUCGAGGUCUCAGCAGAGAUGGCGGCUUAUGUAUCCACGGCCACCUGGCCUUCGACGCGAUCCUCUGCGAUUGAGGUCCACAACGCGGCUGAAUGUGACCUGGCUGUCACACAGUCUUCAGACAGAGUUCGAUUCGGAUCGCCAUCGUCCUCGUCCUCGUCGGGGUCCUGGUCUGGUCUUGGUCGUCGUCGUGCCGUCGGUCUCGUGGUCAAACUCUGUCUGAAUGUUGUCGUCCCCACAUUCUAAGUUUUUAAUUGGUUUAUCCAAAGUUUUUGCUUUGGUUUCUGGUUUUUAUUUUUUUCGGGGCGUGUGUUGCUCAGAAAAUGUGAGAAGGAUCUCCAAUUAAAAAUAUCACCAGACUUUAAUACCAAAUAUAUGUCUAAUACCGAUUUCCAUUGCAGCGUAUCGCGUAGUGCAUAAUAAUCAAGCUAUAUCUGUUAUCUGUGUACCUUAUUUGUGAUAUCCUAACCAACAACAACAAAAUAUAUUACUUAACAAAUUUUGUUGCCUAAUACGAGAAUUAAUUUAAGCCAUAAUAACUAAAAAGAAGUGUUCUAAGUUUCAAAGGAAAGACGCUUACAUAAUCGGGAAAAACGUCGAAAUGGAUUACGUAACACUUUGGCAGCACGUAAGCACUGUGAAUGAAAAUGUAACAAUUUACCGGCGGCAAAAGUAACGAAGGACAAGCUGAAAAUCAAAAAUAGAUGGCGGCCAACUAAAGAGACCCCUCUGAGCGAAACGAACCAACCCGAAAAUAGAGUCAUCAAAUUUGUGCCGGCUUCACGGAAAUUAACCGCCGCCGAUUCGCUACGCUUAUAUACACGGCAAUCCGCCGUGAAGUUGGCUACAAAAAUCCGUGUACAUUUAUGCGCACAAGUGAUAACAGCGGAAAAGCCAUCGAAGCACGACAGACGCUGACUUAGGCGGACUUUGCGAUCCAGAUCCCAAGGGGAGGUCGAGUUCAGGGAGAAGCGCUUGGCGGGAAGAAGGUUCUAGGACAGCAGCAACAUGAAGGGAUUGACGGCGUUUAAGGAGAAGGCCACGGGCGUGUUUGGCGGCCUAAAGCCAACCAUGGAGAAGUUCGAGAUCUCGCAGAGCUACCAUGGCGGUCACGGCGGCUAUGAGGAGAUGGAGGGAGGUGAGCGGGAGGGUCGCGGACCAGGGGGCGGCCACGCCUACGACGAUGACGACGAUCGCCCGGACUCGCCCGCCUCCUUCGAGGAAAUCGAGCGGCCGCCGCUCCGGAAGAUCGACAAGUACUGCAAGGCGGAGUGUCCUUGCAUGCCGGCCCGGUACACCAUCGCCACCAUGGCCUGUGUGGGCUUCAUGAUUGCCUUUGGAAUGCGUUGCAAUAUGUCGGCCGCCAAGCUCAAAGGAGAACAUAAUGGAACCGUGUUUAUGAACUGGACCGUUGCCGUGGAGAGCCAUGUGGACUCGUCCUUCUUCUGGGGCUAUCUGGUGACGCAGAUUCCCGGCGGCUUCAUCGCCUCCAAGUUCCCGGCCAACAAGAUAUUCGGCCUGUCCAUCGUCAGCUCCGCCACGUUGCAUCUGUUUGUGCCCUUUGCCAUGACGCUGAUGCACGGUCAUGUGGUGAUUUGUGUGCGCGUGCUGCAAGGACUCUUCGAGGGCGUUACGUAUCCGGCUUGCCAUGGCAUCUGGCGCUUUUGGGCACCCCCCAUGGAACGUUCCCGACUAGCUACGUUGGCCUUUUCAGGCUCAUAUGCCGGUGUGGUGGUGGGACUACCCCUCUCCGGACUCCUGGCGGAUGCCGUCGGCUAUCAGGCGCCAUUUUAUGCCUACGGCGUGUUCGGCAUCAUUUGGUACAUGUUCUGGAUUUGGUUGUGCUUCGAGAACCCGCGCAAGCAUCCGGCAAUUAGCAUUCCCGAGCUGAAGUACAUUGAGAAAUCGCUAGGCGAGUCGGCUCAUCCCACGAUGCCUUCACUGAAGACAACGCCCUGGCGGGAGAUGAUGCGUUCCAUGCCAGUGUAUGCCAUCAUUGUGGCCAACUUCUGCCGCUCCUGGAACUUCUAUCUGCUGGUUCUGUUUCAGUCAUCGUUCCUCAAGCACAAGUUCGGCUUCAAGGUGGAGGAGGCCGGGUUUGUGGGGUCGCUGCCCCAUUUGAUUAUGACGACGAUAGUGCCCUUCGGUGGUAUGCUGGCGGAUCAUCUACGCAAGAACGGUAUCCUCUCCACCACGAAUGUGAGGAAGUUGUUCAACUGCGGCGGCUUUGGCAUGGAGGGUCUGUUUUUCCUCUUUGUGGCACAUUCCUCAACGGCGACGGGUGCCAUGUUUGCCCUGACCUGUGGCGUGGCCUUCAGUGGCUUUGCCAUUUCCGGCUACAAUGUCAAUCACCUGGAUAUUGCUCCCCGGUAUGCUAGUAUUUUGAUGGGUCUCUCCAACGGCAUUGGCACCUUGGCUGGAAUCAUAGUCCCCUAUGCUCUGGAUGGUCUUAUUCAAGCUAAUCCCACCGGCUGCUGGACCACUGUCUUUACCUUGGCCGCCUGUGUUCAUCUGAUUGGCUGCACUUUCUAUGGCAUCUUUGCUUCCGGAGAGCUGCAGCCGUGGGCGGAGCCGCCUCCGGAGGAGCAGCAGGUGUGGGCACCGCCGGCGGGCGCCAUUACCAAUACCGAUCCCAGCCAGGCAGGCAUGGUGGGCAACUACAUGAAAGAGACUUCAUUUGGUGCACCCGAGUACAAUGAACAGAGCCAAAUGCAGCAAUCGGGUGCUAUUAGUUAUGGCGCCACCGGGCACGUGGCCAACAAUCCCUUCGCUAUGGCCGCCGCGAGUGGUCCCAUCGCCGAGGAAGAUGCCCCGCCGUCGUACGGCGACGUGACCAACACGUAUGGCUACACGCAAGGACAACAGCCGGAGGCGGGUCAGAUGCCGUCCUACGAUCCGCAAUCCUACCAGCAACAACAGCAGUAAUGGGUCACAAAUACAUAUAUCAUAGCUUUUAGUUUGUAGUGGAAAUUGUUUGACGUUUAUUGUUUGUUCUUGGUGUGUCGUUAAAGUUCACCUCCUAUAACCUCUCACCCACCCAUGAACCCUUCCCUCCCACUCUCCCCCUUUCUCUUUCUCUUUGUUGUUGGGGUAGCUGAAAGGAUAAUACGGCCUUUUCAUAAAAAUAGAUACAAUUAACAAUAACUGAGACAAAGGAGUAAAAUGUUCUAUCGAAUUUUCAGCGAAUAGACUCAACACGCCACACUAACACAAUGAAACUAUGUACCUAACAGAGAAACUACAUAUGUAUCCGCAUGUUAGUCCGCAUUUAGCACACACACCCACACACAUACAGAUAGAGAAACUGGCCUAAAGCAUAUACUAAAUAUUUAAGCCAUGGCUAACGCGAAUUUCUAUUUACAAGCUCCAAUAAAAGAAAAAGGAAAAACAAAUUGCAAAGCAAUAGGAAAAUCACAAGAAAGGGAAUUAACUGGAAUAUAAAAUAAUUGUAUAUCACAAACCACAUAAUCCAGAUACGCACCACGUUUCCAAAAUGAAUACUAUAAUUAUAUUUGAAUCAACAUAUACUCGUACGUAUAUAAAAUAUAUACUGAAAUAUACAUACAUAUAUACAUAUAUAUAUAUAGCUAACUAAUUAUAAUUGUUGUUAACUAUUAACUACGAGGCCAGUGGAAGGGCGAAACUGUUUUAUUACCGUUGAAGAUAUUAUAUCCUUGGCGCAAGGAUCAGCCGGAACUGGCUGCUAUUUCCGAGCACGAGAACAUUUUAAUCAAAUCUAAGCAAUUGUUGAUGUUCGGCACGAAUGAUAACCAUAAAAUUGAAACUAGCUAAUCGAGUAUACCUAAAAGUAUUCUACAAAUAACAAGUAAACUUUAGUUGAAUGACGAAAGCACAAUACACAGGUACAUAUAUAGUGGUAGGAGCCUAUAACCUCAGACUUGGUCUUCAUAAGCUCGGACAGGAUUCACUUUAUUACACAAGUACUUCCCUUUUUUCGGUUACAGGAUAAUAAUCUUUUCAAAACUAUAAUUUCCUGUGAAUCCAAUAAAUAACUAAAUAUUAUAUUACUUAUUAAAAAUCAUUAAAUCUCUCUAAACAAUUAAAUUUAUAAAAUUUAACAUACUUUGUG
This is a messenger RNA of Drosophila bipectinata, 4243 nucleotides long. It is a transcript of the gene VGlut, whose product is annotated as Vesicular glutamate transporter. Gene Ontology annotation, molecular function: L-glutamate transmembrane transporter activity; neurotransmitter transmembrane transporter activity. Gene Ontology annotation, biological process: transmembrane transport; neurotransmitter loading into synaptic vesicle; synaptic transmission, glutamatergic. The record is from RefSeq and is a predicted model, not a curated record. Lineage: Eukaryota; Metazoa; Arthropoda; Insecta; Diptera; Drosophilidae. Gene Ontology annotation, cellular component: excitatory synapse; synaptic vesicle membrane.